UUGUUACCCUUAGUCCUAAAAUCCACUACCCCAUUGAGUACCCACUUGGGUGACGUAAAAGGCUAUAGAACUAAAACGGGAGAGACCAGCACUUUACCCAAAUCUGACAAUCCUGCGUUUAUUUUUAGUCAAAUCACUGAUAGUGAUGUUAAGAAAAGCAUUGUUGAGAUCAAUUCUGAUGCAAUUAGUACAGACUGCAUUAGUCGUAAAAUGAUUAUCCCUAUUGUCGAUAUCUUGACUCCUGUUAUAAAAUCCAUCUUUAAUUAUUCCAUUUCAUCCGGAAAUUUUCCCUCUUCCUGGAAAGAACCCCAGAUAACUCCUAUACCCAAAAAAGCAAAUCCCUCCAGUUUCUCUGACUACCGCCCCAUAUCCAUAAUUCCAUUCCUUUCAAAAGUUUUUGAGCGUAUAGUUCAUCGACAAUUGAGCAUCUACUUAUCUAGGUGGAGUCUUUUCAAUUCUUUCCAAUCCGGUUUCCGUGUUGGUCAUAGUACGACUACUGCCUUAGUCAAGAUUACAGAGGAUAUUCGUCUAAGUAUGGAUAAACAGCACGUAACAGUGUUGACCUUACUUGACUUUAGUAAUGCAUUUAACAAUGUGGAUUUUGAUCUACUGUUAGCUAUCUUAGCUUCUCUUAACAUAUCUCCUGAAGUGAUUGACUGGUUUCAUAGUUACUUGUUUGGUCCCCGGCAACGGACACGUGUAGAUGAUUCGUUCUCUAACUGGUGUACGAUUAAUGCAGGUGUACCGCAAGGUGGCGUGUUGUCUCCUCUCCUCUUUUCAAUCUUCAUUAGUUCGAUCACGCUCCAAUUAUCUUCUCGCUACCACCUGUAUGCAGAUGAUCUCCAAGUAUAUGAGCAUGCCAAAUUGAUGGAUUUACCCAAUACUAUAGGUUUAUUAAACAAAGAUCUUGACUUAAUUGUGGAUUGGUGUAAGUCACACGGUCUUAAAGUAAAUCCAUCAAAAACAAAAGCAAUAAUUAUAGGCAGUCAAAAAUUGGUUAAUCUUAUAGAUUUUUCUUCCCUACCUGGUAUUAUUUUUGAUGGGACACCUGUGCCAUAUAGUGACACCGUUAAAAAUCUAGGUGUUACUUUUGACAAAUUUUUAUCUUGGGCUCCACAGAUAAGCGAGGUAAGUAGGAGGAUGUUUGCGUCGGUCGGAUCUCUCCGUCGAUUAAGUAAUUUUUUACCCAUACCUACCAAAAUUGCGCUUGCACAAUCACUUCUUUUACCGAUUCUCGAUUAUGCUGACACGUGUUAUCUCAAUUUAAAUGAGGAGAUGCUUAAUAAACUUGAGCGCAUUCAGAAUCUAUGCAUACGGUUCAUAUUUGGACUUCGAAAAUAUGACCAUGUCUCCGAAUAUCGCGAAAAACUCAAGUGGCUUCCGAUCCGUCUUCGCAGGAAUACUCACAUUCUUUCUCUUUUAUACUGUAUACUAUUCAAUCCCACUUCCCCUACUUACCUUAAAGAGCGAUUUGAGUUUCUUGGUGACACUCACUGUCGCUCUCUUCGCUCUGAUAAAAACCUCACCCUAAAAAUUCCAUCUCAUAACACUUCCUUCUAUUCUAAAUCCUUUUCUGUUGAAGCUGUUAGGCUCUGGAACUCCCUACCGCUGCACAUUAGAAGUGCGCAGUCUAUUGAUAAGUUUAAAAAACUUGUCAAAGCGCACUUCUUUCCUCCUUAA
Messenger RNA from Parnassius mnemosyne (clouded apollo), 1680 nucleotides. The record is from the annotation of a GenBank genome assembly. NCBI's taxonomy places the organism in Eukaryota, Metazoa, Arthropoda, Insecta, Lepidoptera, Papilionidae.